ACUCGGGCCACCUCGCGUUGAUCCGCAGCGCUUUUAGAGCCUGUGACAGUCGCGCGCUUCUUCUCACUCUUUGUGAAUCCCAUACGGGUAAUUCAAUGGCGACCGACGGGCAGAAAGUGGUGCUGAUUACGGGCUGCUCGUCGGGGAUCGGGCUGCGUCUAGCAGUGCUGCUGGCCCGGGAUACUCAGCGGCGCUUCUACGUCAUCGCCACCAUGAGGGACCUGAGGAAGAAGGCCAAGCUGGAGGAGGAGGCAGGGGCCACCCUAAACGAGACACUUGUCAUCCGGCAGCUGGAUGUGUGCUGUGACGAGUCGGUCACCGAGUGUUUGAAUGGUCUCCAGGACAGAAAGAUUGAUGUGCUCGUGAAUAAUGCUGGAAUGGGUCAAAUCGGACCCCUUGAGAGUCUGAGCAUGCAGGACAUGCAAAAAGUGUUUGACACCAACUUUUUCGGUGCAGUGAGGAUGAUCAAAUCUGUGCUACCAGAUAUGAAGAGAAGGAAGAGCGGGCACAUUGUGGUCAUGAGCAGCGUGAUGGGCUUACAAGGUAUUGUGUUCAACGAUGUUUACUCAGCCUCCAAGUUUGCGAUAGAAGGCUUCUGUGAAAGCCUGGCAGUUCAGCUUCUCAAGUUCAACGUGAAUGUUUCUUUGAUCGAGCCCGGGCCGGUCAACACUGAUUUUGAGAUGAAGCUGAUGGAGGAAGUGGCAAAAUCUGAAUUCCCAGGUGCUGACGCCGACACUGUCCGCUACUUCAAAGAUGUCUACUUGCCGGCCUCGCAUGAGAUUUUUGUCACCCUGGGCCAGAGUCCUGACACUGUUGCUAAGGAGGUGAUAAAGGUCAUCGCAAUGAGGAAACCGGUCUUCCGCUACCUGACCAACAGUCUGUACACACCUUUGGUGGCCAUGAAGUACGCUGACGAAUCUGGAAAUCUGUCUGUCCGCUCCUUCUACAACCUUCUCUUCAACUAUGGUGCCAUUUUCCACCUCUCAAUGAACCUGCUCAAGUGCAUCACCUGUAACUGUUUCAGAAGGAGGACCGUGUCACCCAGCUGAGUGACAAGCACAGGAAGUUGUGACAAACAUCAACCAGCACGUCGGAGCAGGGAGUUGAGGUCGGGAGGUGAGGGGGGGAGAUGAAUGGGCGCAUGAACAAUGAAUGAAUUAUUUCAUAAAUGAAUUCUUCUUUCCUCGCACACCCCACAGACACGGCCAUUAGGGUGACAGACAGUAGCCCAGUGUGGCUGAGUGUUUCAUCCUUUGGUUCACAGUUGGUUCUGGUGCUGCCAUUUAUAGACUCUCUGUAAUGGUCCAAUUGGGUUAACAACUAGUAAAAUAAUCCGCCCAAUACACAAGAACAGUUUACCAGGAGAAGGUCCACCUUGUCUAUUUCUUGAGAAGCUGUAAUGAGUUGGCAUCUUGUCCGUAACUGGUCCCUGCUUUGUGCCAGAUGCUGCCAGGAUAGGCCCUGGCACACUGCAACCCCAAGCAGAAUCAAGUGAUUCUGAAAUGUAUUGAUGAGGUUUCUUUCCAUGUCCUCUGGACAUACACAGUUGAUCAACUGGCACUGCUAAGCUGACCCGGUGUGAGUGAGCGUGCCCUGUCAUGGACUAGCAUCCUCUCCAGAAUUGGCCCCUGCCUUGUCCUUGAUGUUGCCUGCUGGAAUACAGGUCAAUAAAUUGAUGGGAAUCAUCAACUAAACCGCUUUGCUCGAUAGGCAAAAAUAUGUUGAUGGGAAAAAAUAAGAAGUUGGCACAAGUUUGUGUGGUGCCCCCCACUUACCACCCCCUUCUCCACUGCCAGGGGCAUGGAGUGGAGACAUUUCCAAGAGCACCUUGACCUUUCUCAAGUAGCUGCGUAUCUGGGCACUGAGCUUCUGGUGUCAUUUUUUUUCCCAAAGUUUGCAACUUUUCUUGGGUAUGUGACCUCUGGAAUUUAAAGUGCUGCAUAGUUCUCUCUCGUUUCUUUCUGUCAAAGACACAACUGCUGAGUAAGAAUGUCGGAAUUGUUCUCCAAGCGCCCAGAGACUGCAGCCUGUCAAGCACGACCUUUUGAGAACAAAGACGAGACAAAACAUGGUCUCACGCUAGAGCGCCGCUCGUCACCUUCAAGUGCCUCCUGGUGUUGCAUUCUCUGAUUAUCAGGGGACUUUUGGGAAUGUGACAGACCCCAGGUGUACGUGUGCCCACACAGGCAGGGAGCUGUAAGGAGAACUACAGACUGGUGAACGCAUGUAGCUGUGAAAGGUCUAAAUCCAACUUCUAUGGCAACAUUGUGUGCUGGGCAUGCUGUCCUUAUACUGGAUAGAUAGAUAGAUAGAUAGAUAGAUAGAUAGAUAGAUAGAUAGAUAGAUAGAUAGAUAGAUAGAUAGAUA
This is a messenger RNA of Polypterus senegalus (gray bichir), 2367 nucleotides long. RefSeq names its product retinol dehydrogenase 8a (gene rdh8a). Lineage: Eukaryota; Metazoa; Chordata; Cladistia; Polypteriformes; Polypteridae. Gene Ontology annotation, molecular function: estradiol 17-beta-dehydrogenase [NAD(P)+] activity. The transcript is spliced from 6 exons. Gene Ontology annotation, biological process: estrogen biosynthetic process. The record is from RefSeq and is a predicted model, not a curated record. The coding region runs from base 96 to 1049 and encodes 317 amino acids. Gene Ontology annotation, cellular component: cytoplasm.